UCCCGUUGAUUGUGGUGUUUCUUGUGUGAUUUACUGUACAUAGCUUGCCGGACCAAGCAGCCAACAUCUGAACCCCAGUUGCAGUGUCCUUCCUUUCAGUCGAGGCACUGGAUUGAUAUCAACAGUGUUUUGGCACGUCGCGAUCCGUCUCCUCCAACUCAAGACAAUUCAUCCAUCAGAAUGGCAGCCAAAUCACCAUACCCCGAUAUAGUCAUACCCAAAGUCGACCUCUGGGGAUUGAUGUUCGACUUACCCCGAGAUUUCUCCGAUAAUCAAGUCAUAUACCGAGCUGUCGACUCGGAUCGCAGCUAUACUUGGGCCCAAGUUAAGGAAGCAGCUUCAGCCUUCGGCGCUGGCCUUCGAAAUCUGUGGGAUUGGAAGAAAGGCGAUGUACUCAACAUAUAUGCUCCAAAUGAUGUAGAUUUCGGCCCUAUUGUCUAUGGUACUUUUUAUGCCGGUGGCAUUGUUUCGCCUUCAAACCCUGGCUACUCGGCGGAUGAGUUGGCCUUCCAACUCAAUGACUCGGAAUCAAAGGCCAUUAUCACUACAGCUGACUUCCUCCCUACAGCACUAAAAGCAGCUCAAAAGGCCAACAUACCUGAAGACCGGAUCAUUCUCCUCGGAGGAAAAAGAGACCCGACCCAUCGCGUGAAGCACUGGACCAAUAUUCGAAAAACUUCAGGCGCCGUUCGUUAUCGGAGGAGAAAGGCGGAUCCUGACGCUGACUUGGCAUUCUUGGUGUACAGUUCAGGCACGACAGGACUGCCCAAAGGCGUCAUGCUAAGUCAUCGAAACAUUAUUGCCGACCUGUUGAUGAUUAAGGGCUCUGUGGGUGGUUGGUACGAUACUGGAAAAGACAAGAUUUUAGGAGUCUUGCCAUUCUAUCACAUCUACGGAUUGACUGGCCUCGUGCACCAACCACUUCAUCGCGGCAUUGAGCUUGUCGUCAUGCCAGCGUUCAAUCUAGAAGUCUUCUUGAAGGCCAUUCAACACCACAAGAUCACGUUUGUCUACGUGGCGCCGCCUGUCAUUGUUCGACUGGCACGAGACAGCCUGGUGGAUAAGUACGACUUGAGCAGCCUCAAAAUGAUUACCAGCGGAGCCGCGCCGUUGACUCGGGAGCUGGUUGAUGCCGUUCAUCGACGGCUGAAGCUCAAAAUCAACCAGGCCUAUGGAUUGAGUGAGACAAGCCCCAUGACACAUACGCAGCCCUGGGAUGAAUGGUAUUCGUCGGUAGGGAGCGUAGGGAAAUUGUUCCCGAGCAUGACCGCCAAAUACAUUGCUGCAGACGGCAAAGAACUCGGUCCAGGAGAGGCAGGAGAACUAUGGCUAUCAGGCCCUAACAUCUUCAAAGGAUACUGGAAGAAUGAGGUAGCUACUCGAGACGCGAUCACAGAGGACGGAUACUUCAAGACUGGAGAUGUCGGAUACCAGGACGAAAAGCACAACUUUUAUAUUACAGAUCGUGUCAAAGAACUGAUCAAGUACAAAGGAUUCCAGGUACCACCAGCAGAGUUAGAAGGCAAGUUGAUGGAUCAUGCAGACAUCAACGAUGUUGCCGUCAUCGGGGUCUACGAUGAUCACCAGCACACAGAGGUCCCAAGGGCCUAUGUCGUCGCAGCCAACGGGAAGAAUUCUGAGCAAGAUGCGGAGGCCAUUGUGAAAUGGUUGGCAGAAAAGGUGGCUAGCCAUAAAAGACUCCGAGGAGGUGUCAGAUUCAUUGAUGAAAUACCCAAGAGUGCUGCUGGGAAGAUCUUGCGCAGGGUGUUGAAGGAGAAGGCAAAGCAGGAAGAUUCAAGCAAAGGGGUGAGACCCAAGCUCUGAUUGUCACCUUGUACACGUAUACAAUAUUGUCAACUGGAUCUUUCCAUAAUUU
This is a messenger RNA of Exophiala mesophila, 1876 nucleotides long. RefSeq lists its product as uncharacterized. The transcript has 3 exons. Gene Ontology annotation, biological process: secondary metabolic process. The coding region runs from base 181 to 1824 and encodes 547 amino acids. Gene Ontology annotation, molecular function: CoA-ligase activity. Lineage: Eukaryota; Fungi; Ascomycota; Eurotiomycetes; Chaetothyriales; Herpotrichiellaceae. The record is from RefSeq and is a predicted model, not a curated record.